UGUUCCGAGCAGUACAGAUAAAUAGUCCUGUCAAAAGGCGCAGCUCGCGGUCGUGCAGAAGGAGCCUGGGCCCAGCGCUCAGUUUUGGGCCCACGCUCUCUGGAGUUAGCGGCAGGGCUCACUCCCGCGGCUCCGAGCUGCGGGACCCUGGUCUCCAGUCCUCCUCAGACCUUGGUUCGGCCCCCCGCCUCCGCUAAAGAGCCGAAGGCGGAGGCCGGGAGACUGGCCUGGGGAAGGAAGGAACUCGGGAGUGGGCGUGAGGGACGCAGGGAUGUCCACGGGUUCGGUGAGCGACCCGGAGGACAUGGAGUUGCGGGAGCUGCAACUGGGGUACCAGGUCCCCGCCUCUAAGAGGCCGCCCCUCCGCGGCGCAGAGCGCAGCUACAUAUCACCCAGUGACAACUCCUCGGCGGAGGAGGAAGACCCCGACGGCGAGGAGGAGCAGUGCGCUCUGGACGCGGCGGGCGGUGCGGGAGGCUGUAAGAGAAAACGGCCUCGAGUAGGUGGGGGCGGCAGCGGCAAGAAGCCCCUCCCGCCCAAGGGCUCUGCGGCCGAGUGCAAACAGUCGCAGAGGAACGCAGCCAACGCCCGAGAGCGCGCCCGAAUGCGCGUGCUGAGUAAAGCCUUCUCAAGGCUCAAGACCAGCCUGCCCUGGGUGCCUCCCGACACCAAGCUUUCUAAACUGGACACGCUCCGACUGGCUUCCAGCUACAUCGCCCACCUGCGGCAGCUACUGCAAGAGGACCGCUACGAGAACGGCUACGUUCACCCGGUGAACCUGACGUGGCCGUUCGUUGUCUCGGGACGACCCGACUCUGACACCAAAGAAGUUGCCGCUGCCAGCAGACUCUGUGGGACCACGGCUUAGAUCGAACUUGAACUGAACUCACUUAUUCGGAUUACUGGUUAAACCCGUGUUUAGGGGUCACAGAGAGAAGGGAGACUGCGUGCGCACCCCCGGAGAAUGCGAAGAAAGUUCCAUUGGGUUCUCCUAGACAGCCCGCCACCCCGAAAUCCAACAGGACACUUGGCGGGCGUAGGGAGCAGAGCCGGACGGUCGGCGGGCGUGGCUGUCGCAGCUGGGCACCCGUGGACCCCGGCUGCCGCGGAUCAGGGCGAGGACACUCCGCUUCUCCAGAACCAGCCUGCGGUCUAGUGAGCGCGGACCGAUAACCCCCACGCUGCCUUCGGAGCCCGGCGCCAAAUCACCUUGGGCGAGCUACCCAGGUGAACCAGAGAUCAGGGCAGGACAGGAGAAGGCCUGGCUCUGCAUAGCGCGCGCCUUUACGGUUGCACCGUUAGGACGCUGUCUCCGUGACAAUCGGCUGCAAAGACACAAGUCUUCACGUGAAAACCCAUAACGGACAGGCUUUUAAGCUGCGAAGAGAGGAGACUGAUACCUGGAUGGGGCUGGUAUCCCACAAGGCAGCGCGGUGACCCUGUCUCCAGGCGGACAGAGGUGAGGGCUCCCUGGCAGCACUGGAAGCGGUGGUGGCGCGCAGUCCGAAACCACCUGAGCCGGGUUUGCUGUAAGCGCUCACCGCCGUCCGGCCUCUCUGUUGCGGGCAGACCCCUCACGGCUGCAGACUCCCACCUCUUCCUGACCAGGCUUCCGUCUCCCCCAGCCCCUCCUAGGUGUGAUCCACCCUCCGUCCCACCUUCCCAAGCUAGGGUCUCCUUCCUCUCCUCCCUCCUCCCACACCUCCUUGCAGAGUUCCUUCCAACUCCUGACUGUCCCCACCUGCCCUCAACUACCACCACCUACACCCCCAGCACUGGUCGCUCUUCCUGCACACGGUCUCCCUCGCCCGCGUUCUUCCUUGCUCUGGACCGCUGAGCCUAGUUCGGUACAUGGUGACCCUGCUGAGGAGGAACAAACCGCUGCUGGAGGUUGCGCUACCACAGUUAAUUAGCAAAUGUAAAUAAACUUAUUUUUUUAUGAAUAAUAAAACCCAUUGUGAAAAGCGAGUGCA
Molecule: messenger RNA, 1973 nt
Organism: Phyllostomus hastatus (greater spear-nosed bat)
Lineage: Eukaryota; Metazoa; Chordata; Mammalia; Chiroptera; Phyllostomidae
Gene: MSC
Product: musculin
Exons: 2
Coding region: 272-868 (198 amino acids)
Biological process (GO): regulation of transcription by RNA polymerase II; skeletal muscle tissue development
Molecular function (GO): protein dimerization activity; RNA polymerase II transcription regulatory region sequence-specific DNA binding; DNA-binding transcription factor activity, RNA polymerase II-specific
Source: RefSeq, a predicted model, not a curated record